CCCAAACAGAAAAAGAAAAGAAGAAUCUAAUCCACAAGUGUCAACUGCUAAAGUCCCUUCAUUAUCUUCUCUAAAAUGAUACCCCAAAUGCACACCGCAGGCAGCACUAGUAACAGCAGCACCCAUAUUAGCCAAACUUUCUGGUCACUAAAUUUCAACAGAUCAAGAUUAUACCAUCAAUUCUACUCCCACCCUUUCUCCUCAUCUUCAAUCUGGAACUGGAAACUUAUUCAUGUAAAUGGGAAUGGAAGUGUAAGGAAUCGCCAGGGAAUCAGCGGAAUUGGAAUGCUAGCAGCUGCAGUAGUGCUGUCGACGCCUCCGCCUUCAGAGGAGACAUUGUCUAAUAUACCCCUAGAACUUUCUGGAAAGUUCUGUGAUCCUUUGGAUAAGGAAUGUGAUCAAGCGAAUACUCAAAUGAAGAAGAGAAUUCAACGCCCGAAGUCUAGGAAUGCAGAGAAAUGUACUACUAAAUGUGUUGGUACUUGUAUUCGUGGAGGUGAUGGCUCCCCCGGUGAAGGUCCUCUCAAUGUUCGAAGACCCAUUAUUGUCUUCAAGCAAGGAUUUCGGAGUCGUCAAUAUUGCUUGGUGGAAUGCUCAGAUAUAUGCAACUUGCUUGAUGAUGUUGAUAAGGGUAAGUAAUUUGGAUACUAUCACAUGAUUCAUCAAUCUUCUCGCAAAUGAUGAAUCGGAAAAUCAAUCUUCUCGCAAACUAUAAAUCGAAAAAUGCAAAUUAGCUAGCGAAUUAUGUUAAUCUGAACUUGGGUCAUUGCAUUUUAUUUAUACUAUUUCAACCCCUUAAAUGCAUGUUCAAUGAGUACUUGCUCGCAAUUGGCAAUUCAUCGUGGGUAGUUCCGUGGAAGUAUUUAAAUCCAUGUAAUACUCCUUUUUUCAAUCAUUGGACGAAAUUCAUGUACAUAUUUCAUUGGACGAUGUAUUGUUGACAACAAUAAUGCUAGAGCUUUUAAUCCAUUUGAGA
This is a messenger RNA of Amaranthus tricolor (Joseph's coat), 976 nucleotides long. RefSeq lists its product as uncharacterized. The record is from RefSeq and is a predicted model, not a curated record. The transcript is spliced from 3 exons. Bases 76 to 639 code for a protein of 187 amino acids. NCBI's taxonomy places the organism in Eukaryota, Viridiplantae, Streptophyta, Magnoliopsida, Caryophyllales, Amaranthaceae.